This is a messenger RNA of Pipistrellus nathusii (Nathusius's pipistrelle), 417 nucleotides long. Lineage: Eukaryota; Metazoa; Chordata; Mammalia; Chiroptera; Vespertilionidae. The record is from the annotation of a GenBank genome assembly.
AUGCCUUGCUCUUCGUGGUCCAUCUGGAAGCACAGGGUGAACAUCCCCUUGAGCAGAGCCUCCCCGCCACAGGGCUGGACCAGCUUCUCCAGUGGGGCGCUCGGCUCCCGCCCCGCCCCCAUCCUCCGGGCUCAGGCUGGGGAGAGCAGGCAGAGGGUGUCCACAGGCCCACAUGCCUUUAUGUCACGAGAGGAAUUAAAGCAAAUCUGCCCACAAGCCCGGCCCUGGUCCCAGCCUCUGUCCAGGCCCCAUAGUGCCCACAAGCUCCCUGCUCCAGCCAGAUCUCCUCGAAGCUGCCUUCCAUGGCGAGCACUCUGCCUGCUCUGCCCUGAGCGGCUGCUCUCACCGCUGGACCACAGUGCCCUCUUCGCCAGCACACCCUCCAGGCCACAUGCUGCCUCCAUCACGCACGUCUGA